Messenger RNA from Arthroderma uncinatum, 645 nucleotides. RefSeq names its product secondary thiamine-phosphate synthase enzyme. The transcript is spliced from 2 exons. Lineage: Eukaryota; Fungi; Ascomycota; Eurotiomycetes; Onygenales; Arthrodermataceae. Bases 1 to 645 code for a protein of 214 amino acids. The record is from RefSeq and is a predicted model, not a curated record.
AUGACGUCGUUCCAAACCCCAUCAAACAGAUCUUCGUGGCUUCAAGUCUUCCUCGUCCUCCUCUUCAUCCUCGCCUUCUUCCCAGAUCUUUUCAUAACCGUUCCAUAUUUUCUCUUUGACUUGAUAUUUUCCCGGCCCGAACCACCCAGUGCCCCUCCGCAACCGAAAUUACAGCUCUGCACGGAAAUCUGCACUCCUCCAACUCCAACGAUGUCCUGGUUCCAGAAAAAGAUCUCUCUCCCCAGCCGUUCGCGCGGAUCAUACCUGAUCACAGACCAUAUAUUAUCCGAGCUUCCAGAGAUUGCCUCGUACAAGACGGGUUUACUUAAUCUUUUCGUUCAGCAUACGAGUUGCGCAUUGAGUUUGAAUGAGAAUUGGGACGAGGAUGUGCGAGCGGAUAUGAGUGAUGCUCUGGACAGGAUAGCGCCUGAAGACAAGAAGGGGAACCUAUACCGCCAUAGUGCAGAGGGACCAGAUGACAUGCCGGCCCAUGUCAAAUCUGCCCUUAUCGGAGCAUCUGUGACCAUCCCGAUUACGAACGGCCGUUUGGCGACAGGCACAUGGCAGGGAAUAUGGUACCUUGAAUUCCGCACCAGUAAACAUUCCAGGAACGUCGUGGCUACGAUACAGGGAGAAAAGGCAUGA